Molecule: messenger RNA, 2416 nt
Organism: Ctenopharyngodon idella (grass carp)
Lineage: Eukaryota; Metazoa; Chordata; Actinopteri; Cypriniformes; Xenocyprididae
Gene: meak7
Product: MTOR associated protein, eak-7 homolog
Exons: 8
Coding region: 158-1510 (450 amino acids)
Biological process (GO): TOR signaling
Source: RefSeq, a predicted model, not a curated record
UUUCCUGUAUACUGAGUGUGCUACAGACUUUUACCAUAUAGGGCUGUGGAACGACAGUGGCAGAUAAAGGAAGGAGAAAGAAGCUUUCGACGAGAAAAAGAGAAACCUCAUGCCUCAACUUGCAGAUUGGAGGUGCCACAGACAGUGACUAUGGGUGAUGGGGAACACCGACAGUAUUGUAGCGCAGAAACGACUGGCUCGUUUUCGUCCGGAUGAAAGACCUGUUAUAGAGGGGACAUUUGACAGGCUUCAUGGAACUGGCUCCUCUGCUUCAUCUGGAAAAACGGGAAAGGUUUUAUCCCUAGACUUGUUGAAGAUGACAAUGGGAAAGAUGGCUUCAGAAUCAAUGAUAAAGAGAGUAUUCCAUGGCAUACACAGCAUUGACCCAGAAGUACCACUGCCCCCUGGUGAUGGGGUAAGUCGCGAGCAGUUGGUUAUUUUCCUGGCUGAUAUUCUUAGAGGAACUGCAGAGGAACGUGCACCUUUGGUCUUGGCAAUGGCAGAGGGAGCACAGGCUACUGCUACCACACCUGAGCAGAUCAGAGGUUUUGUGGAAGAUCUGGUUUCAGCUGCAGUGCAGACUCUAGCCCACAGGGGGCAUCUGCGAGGUUGGCAACCAGAUCGCAUGGCUGAUGGCCAUCAAGGAGUUAAACAGCUGGCAGAACAUUUGACCUCUGAAUUAAAAGCUUCAGAUCAGAAUACGUGUGACAUUCCGUGUCUGGAAGACUGGCUUUUCCGGAUCCCAGCAAUGGCCAUGUUUUUGGAGCUCCUGAUUGGUGAGGGGCUAGGAGUUGGGUUACCCUCUCGUCCUCCCCCAACUCUGUUGCCCCCGUGUCGGUACGCUCCCUGGAGUGACCUCCGAUGUCUCUUGAAUCUACCUCUUCUGAUGUUCCUGUCCCCUCAGCUGCCUGCGGGACACAGCGCCCCCUGGAGGUUGUUAUUCUCCACAAACAUACACGGGGAAAGCUUCACCCGAUUGGUGGCCAACUGCAAAAGUCGGGGUCCCACUGUCAUGUUGGUAAAAGACACUAAAGGCCAUAUCUUUGGGGGCUUUGCGUCUCAAAGCUGGGAGGUCAAACCUCAGUUCCAGGGCGAUUCCAGGUGCUUCCUCUUCUCUGUUUCUCCCUACAUGCGAGUGUUCACCUGCACAGGCUAUAACAAUCAUUACAUGUACUUGAACCAGGGCCAGCAGACCAUGCCAAAUGGCUUGGGUAUGGGUGGUCAGCAUGGCUAUUUCGGCUUGUGGUUGGACUUCGAUUUUGGACGCGGCCACAGUAGAGCUCGACCACGGUGCACCACAUAUGGCAGUCCUCAGCUCUCAGGAGAUGAGGACUUCAAACUGGACACUGUGGAGGUGUGGGGUGUUGGGCAGCCACCUGAAGAACAGGAACAGGAUGAGAAGAAGAAAAGCAUCCUAGAUGCAGAUCUUGAAGUACAGGCCAUGAUGGAAAUGACAGGGAAGACCCUGCACAGCCAAGGUCUCCGAGAACCUGAGGAGGAUGAGGGAUAGUGAGGAAGAGAAAAAGAUGAAGACAACGUGGAGAUCAAACCAGCAGUGUUUAUUUUUUAGUGUUCGGUUUGGUUUGUGUUUUUACACUAAUAUAAAUGAGGAAGAAACUGCACUGUCAUGAACCACUUAUUAAGGUGUUUUUACACUGUAGCUUUAAUGUGGAUAUGCAAAAUCAAGGAACGGGUUUCCUGCUUUCUGUGAAGUAUUAAAAUGUGCACACAAAGACUUUCUGACAUUCUGUAUGAAAACUGUGUGACUGAAUUCUACAUUUCUCAUCAAAUAUCUGGACGAUAUAUGGUUGCAUUUUGUCUUGACUGAUAAAUUUAGUGUCUGUAAACUGAAAUAUGCAUUCAUUAAAGGGAUAGUUUGCCCAAAAAUUAAAAUUCUGUCAUUUCAACCUCCAUUGACUACCAUAGUAUUUUUUUUUUCCUACUAUGGUAGUCAAUGGGGGGCGAGAUCUGCUUGGUUACAAACAUUCUUCCAAAUAUCUUCCUUUGUGUACAUCAGAACAAAGAAAUUUUUAUAGGUUUGGAACAACAUGAGGGUGAGUAAAUGAUGACAGAAUUUUCAUUUUUGUGUGAACUAUCCCUUUAAAUGGAAAAUUUAACAUAUUUCUUAUUCGUUUGAUCCCAGAAAGCACCUGCCAAACUCAUAAAUAUAAUUCUCAGAAUUAAAAUGUAAAAGAGAGGUAUAGCUCGUUUCUCUGUAAUGUAAUAAAAUUAUGACAUUUCCACAAUAAUUUGGAAUUUCUGUUUGAUUUUUCAUUACUCACAUGUCAAUUCAGAGUGGUUGGAUCCAGUGUAACAAACAUUAAACUAUAAACUGUAACUUUGAUAGAUGCUGUAGCAGGCCUACUUGAGUUCCCAGCAUGCAUCACUGUAUUAAUAAAAUAUGCAGAUUACUGUA